Molecule: messenger RNA, 624 nt
Organism: Chrysochloris asiatica (Cape golden mole)
Lineage: Eukaryota; Metazoa; Chordata; Mammalia; Afrosoricida; Chrysochloridae
Gene: SPRYD4
Product: SPRY domain containing 4
Exons: 2
Coding region: 1-624 (207 amino acids)
Molecular function (GO): protein binding
Source: RefSeq, a predicted model, not a curated record
AUGGCGCUGCCCUUAGCCGGUGCUUUGCGCCUGUGCAGCUGGGGAGCCAAACGAUUGGGGAUUGCUGCUGUGGAAGCCCGGAGAGGCAUCAGUUUCAAACUGGAAGAAAAAACCGCCCACAGCAGCCUGGCACUCUUCAGAGGUAACACAGGUGUCAAAUAUGGCUUGGUAGGACUGGAGCCCACCAAGGUGACCCAGAAUGUGGAGCGCUUCCGUGAGUGGGCAGUGGUGUUGGCAGACACAGCGGUCACCAGCGGCAGGCACUACUGGGAAGUGACAGUUAAGCGCUCCCAGCAAUUCCGGAUAGGAGUGGCAGAUGUGGACAUAUCCCGGGAUAGCUGCAUCGGUGUUGAUGAUCGGUCCUGGGUGUUCACCUAUGCCCAGCGCAAGUGGCACACCAUGUUGGUCAAGGAGAAAACACCAGUUGAGGGCAUCGGGCAGCCAGAGAAGGUGGGACUGCUGCUAGACUAUGAGGCCCAGAAGCUGAGCCUGGUGGAUGUGAGCCGUAUCGCUGUGGUCCACACGCUACCAUCAGAUUUCCGGGGUCCAGUAGUACCUGCCUUUGCCCUUUGGGAUGGAGAGCUGCUGACCCACUCAGGGCUUGAGGUGCCUGAGGGUCUCUAG